GUAUACGCGGGAUCUUCGACGAUUAACGUCGCGGAAAAGGAUGGAAAACAAUAAAUGCCGGUUGGACGAGUACCUGUCAAGGUGCAGAACCUUCUUGCCGAUCCUGCUUGCCGCCGCGGCGACGAUGGACUCGGUCAUACCUGUCGGGAAUCAUGAUAGCGAGAGUGAUUACUGAGAAGAUGGUGAGUGACUUAAAACCGGAGUGCUCCUUUUCCUGUUGGUACCCAACGUUCAAGAAAGAUUCCUUGGAGGCGACGAUUCUCGACGUUCCUGAAGAUGUCUUGAAAUAUUUGGAGCACGACGCGUUUUUGCUGCCUAUUGAAGCGGUGAAGUCUUUAGCAGAAGAUUCCGAAUGGACUGAUGGUUCCCCGGUGACCGGUGAGGAUGAGGAAAUUCAGGACCAUCAACCAGCAUUUCCUGAAUUCAGUAAAAAAAUACAAGAUGUGUUAAAUGAAUAUGACGCUAUAUUCAUAAAAACCAAUUGGAGCUCACCUGCAGAUGCAACAUGGGUUGCGCCAACAAAAACUCUCAAAUGUAGGACCUUGGAGGAAGUCUAUUUAUUGUUGAAGAGUUCUGACAGAAUUGCCAAAGAUUUGAAUACUGUAAAAUCUUUAAAAGAUUGCGAGAAUCCUUUGUCAUUCAGCUUAGUAUUGAAGCAGUGGCGAGAUAUCAAUCCUUGCACGGAAUUUCGUUGCUUUGUUGUGGACAAUGAACUCAUUGCUAUAAGUCAGAGAGAUAUAUCGCAGUACCACAGUUCCAAUGAGUCAGAAAAAUAUAAUAUACAGACAGACAUCAAGAGCUUCUUUUUGGAGCGCAUCAAAGGCAGAUUUCCAUUAUAUAAUUAUUCUUUCGAUGUCGUACGACGCAAAAAGGACAAUGUAAAAAUAAUAGAUUUCGGUCCGAUGAAUGCAUCAUCUGCGAAAGGAACGCUCUUUACGUACGAGGAAUUACAAAAUCAUAUUAGUGACACACCAGAGUUUCGUUUUAUUGGAGAGGAUAUAGGUAUUCAACCAAAGCCUCCUACACACUUUUGCAUUCCACAAGAGAUCAGCGAGUUUUUCCAAUCGAGUGAUAACGUCUCAUUAUUGAACUUUAUUCAGAGGGAGGUGGAAAACCAACGGAAAGAGCAUCAAGAUACUAAUAGUUCGGAAAAUACCUGAUGUAUAUAUAAUAAUAAAUAUUUUUCUUAUAUAUAUGAAUAUUAGCUGUAAUUUUCUUACAGCUGUAUAACUGGCUUAUUCAUAUGUAUAUAAGAAAUGCAAAAUUUAAAAGAAACAAUGUAAAUAUAUAAAUACAUUCUCGAUAUAUUUUAUCUUAAAAAAAACCGAGAAAUUAAGUAUCUAAUAUAGCUAAUAAGUAUAUAAACGAUUAUAUAUACACAAUAACUAGAGAUUCUAUUCAUUAAUUUCAAUAUAUUACAAUUCUAGCCCGUUUAAGUCCUAAGUUUUGAGAUCAUUCGAUUAAUUGGAGUGUUAAGGGGAAUAAUCGAACUUGUUUAAAUUGCUUCACUCUUAUUAAAUUAUCAAAUCUUCAAAGUAUCUGUCGCACAUAUCUUUUGCUCUUCAUUCCGCGAUACGAUAUAAAAGAAGAAAUCUUGCUUCUAAAUUGCUUGAAUUUAUCAGUUAACUUGAGGCCGAUAAGUUUCGUUUUAUAACGAAAUUACGAUUCGAAGCUUCUCCUCGAGUUCUAUAGUUACAAUUAAAUAUAUUCCAGAUGAGGCGCUCACACAUCUUGAUGAUGUGACAUGAGUAUAUGCGUUGUUGUGUAUACUUGUAUAUGUGAAUGAAUAUACACCGACAAAAAUAUUUAAAUACA
Nylanderia fulva is the source of this 1815-nucleotide messenger RNA. The record is from RefSeq and is a predicted model, not a curated record. Lineage: Eukaryota; Metazoa; Arthropoda; Insecta; Hymenoptera; Formicidae.